This is a messenger RNA of Fomitopsis serialis, 761 nucleotides long. RefSeq lists its product as uncharacterized. The coding region runs from base 232 to 594 and encodes 120 amino acids. Lineage: Eukaryota; Fungi; Basidiomycota; Agaricomycetes; Polyporales; Fomitopsidaceae. The record is from RefSeq and is a predicted model, not a curated record. The transcript has a single exon.
CUUCCGCGCGUGCAGUCGCCGGUGCUCGUGUUCCUAUUCGGCCUGCUAAUGCGCGACUCUCGUGUACUGCGGAUUCCGACGCAGUCAAUCGUCCUCGACUUCCCUCUGAGCGCAGCAUUGUGCGAACGACUACUGUGACAGCGCCCAAGACCGCUGCGGUGCCUCGCUCUCGGGUCUCAAGCGCCAGUUUAGUGUCCGAAGUUCGUCAGCCGUCUUGUGCUGCUGGAGGAAAUGAUGGCGGUGCAGCUGGCCGACCGGUUCUCUCUGGCACUGUGUCUGUUCCUAGGGUCUCUGGUGCGCGCACUCAUGCUGGGAAAGCCACCGACCCGUCGAAGGUUUCUCAGGUGUCUAAGGUGUCCGCUGUCCUCGCCGAGGGUAUUACCAGUACCUCGUCGUUGCAGGCUUCUCGUCAACUGGCUUCCCGCCCUUUGUCGAGCAACUCACAGGCACCCGCCGCGUCUGCACGUCCACGUUCAGCAAGCGGUACUCCUAGGGUUGCCCCUCCGGCCAACGCCCAAUCUCGCUCUGGUGUCCGCCUUUCGCAAUCGAGUUUCUCUGGUCCUACUCCCUGCACAAAGCCUGGUGAUAGGAUGAGAACAAGAAGUGGCCCUCAGCCUCUGACCAGCCCCCUAAACGGCAGCAACUUAUCUCAGCCUGCGCCUGUUGGCGCCACGGCCAAAGUCUCUUCAACGGCUAGUUCAGCAUCGCGGCCGCCAUUGACAGCAACUCGCUCUGAGUCUGUAGCUGGGGUUUCCUCGACU